Molecule: messenger RNA, 1601 nt
Organism: Nicotiana attenuata
Lineage: Eukaryota; Viridiplantae; Streptophyta; Magnoliopsida; Solanales; Solanaceae
Product: RNA exonuclease 4
Exons: 7
Coding region: 187-1260 (357 amino acids)
Biological process (GO): rRNA processing
Cellular component (GO): nucleus
Molecular function (GO): 3'-5' exonuclease activity; nucleic acid binding
Source: RefSeq, a predicted model, not a curated record
AAAAGGUUCUAUUUUUUGAGGGACCCUGCAAUGCAGUUGCUCAAUUUAGCACUAGUUUGAGUUAAGAAACCAAAGAGGGUGUUGAAAUGCUGAAGCAGCAUCACUGCAAUCCUACUGGACCCUGAAUACAUCUCCAUUUUGUAUUUGCUUUAACUCCACUCUAUCAUUUUCAGCGGAGUUCAUUCUAUGGAGCAGCCCUAUGAAGUUCCUCUGCAAACCCUCAACAUCACUAGGCACAAGUGCUCAGCUUGUUACAAGCAGUAUAACAAGAAGGAGCAUCUUAUUGAACAUAUGAAAACCUCUAAUCACUCGGUUCAUGACCCUAAGUGUGGUGCGUGUAACAAGCAUUGCAAAUCGUUCGAAUCACUAAGGGAGCACGUUGCUGGUCCUCUGUCCAAAGCGAAUUGUUCAAGCAUCUUUGCAGAAAGAGGCUGCACUUUGUGUCUGAAAAUCUGUGGAAGCGUAGACUCUCUCAACGAGCAUAAGGAAAUGUGUCAUCUAACCACUCCUCGACCCAUUGACACAGUGGAGAUGCUUAAUUCAGAAUAUGAAGUUGAUAUAAGUAGUGGAAAUGGCAGCAUAAGAAGUCAGGAAGCAGUUGCCAUAGAUUGUGAAAUGGUUGGAUGUGGAAGUGAUGGAUCGCUAGAUUAUUGCGCAAGGGUAUGCCUAGUGGACGAAGAAGAGAGGCUUAUUUUCCACACUUAUGUUCAACCUCAGUUACCUGUUACUGAUUAUAGGUAUGAAAUUACUGGUAUAACAGAGGAGAAUCUACGAGAUGCCAUGCCUCUGAAUGAAGUCCGGCAGAGAAUUCUGCAGAUUCUUUACAAUGGAGAGUCAAUUGCUAGAGCAAGAUUGAAUGGUGGAAGAGCAAACGUACUUGUGGGCCAUAACCUUGCGCAUCACCUGGAUUGCUUGGUGAUGGCUUAUCCUGAUCGUCUUCUGAGAGAUACUGCAACAUACCGCCCCCUGAUGAAGACCAACUUCGUCAGCCACUCUCUCAAAUAUUUAACCAAGACUUAUCUAGGAUAUGAUAUCCAAGUUGGUUUCCAUGAUCCUUACCAAGAUUCUGUGUCUGUCAUGCGGCUGUAUAAGAGGAUCCGCUCACAAGACCACCCGAUGGAAGAGACCACGAGGGUACCAAAUUCAUCCCCAAGCUUUAGCAGUAUCUCUGAUCCAUGGAAAUCCAUGACACACGAGAAAAUGACACCAAACUACAGGUGUUGGUGCCUUGAUUCUCGGGAAGCAGUGCAAAGGCGAUGAUGAUGCUCUCUCCUUACUUAUGAAUCCAGUUAUUGACUAUACAUUUGAUCUGAGGUUGACAUUUUAUCUUUUCAAGAAAAUGACCUGCUCCCUUGAUUGGGAAGGCUGUUAUUUAAAAGCUACCUUGGAAAUCUAGACAAGGGGGAAGAUUUUUGUGCAUUUAAUUAGGAGGCUGCUAGCAGAAGGUUUUUAGUUACUGAAGUGUCAAUGAGUAGAACUAUAUGUUUUUCCUUGGUAAAAGUUAUACCUUAUCUGCCCUAAUAUCAUCCUUGGGGAUUCUUCUGGUUUGAUGUUUCAGCUUUAAUUCAAAGGAAAUAGAGUUACUGGAUUUUGUUAUUGCA